Messenger RNA from Salvelinus sp. IW2-2015, 849 nucleotides. RefSeq lists its product as uncharacterized. The record is from RefSeq and is a predicted model, not a curated record. Lineage: Eukaryota; Metazoa; Chordata; Actinopteri; Salmoniformes; Salmonidae. The transcript is spliced from 2 exons. Bases 1 to 849 code for a protein of 282 amino acids.
AUGAGCGAGAGCGACACCCUUACAAGGAAGAUGAGGAAAGAAGAGGAAGACGAUGAGGAUGAAGAGGGAAUAGAGGAAGAAGAUGCCCCCACCAGACCCCCCCACCAUGCCCCACCAGGCCCCACUAUGCCCACCAGCCCCCACCACCAUGCCCCCACCACCAUGCCCCACAGGCCCACCAGGCCCGCACAUCCCCAUGGCCCCACCAUGCCCCACCUACAUGCCCCCACCAGGCCCCCCAGCCCACACUGCCCCCACCACCAUGCCCCCACCAUGCCCCACACCAUGCCCCACCAUGCCCCCACCACCAUGCCCCACACCAUGCCCCCACCAGGCCCCACCAUGCCCCCACCAUGCCCCCACCACCCCCACCAUGCCCCCACCACCAUGCCCCCACCACCAUGGCCCACCAUGCCCCACACCAUGCCCCCACCACCAUGCCCCCACCAGCCCCACACCAAGCCCCCACCACCAUGCCCCCACCAUGCCCCCACCACGGCCCCAACCAGCCACCCCCACCAGGCCCCCCACUAUGCCCCCACCAGACCCCACCAUGCCCCCACCCAGACCCCCACCCAGACCCCACAUGCUCCACGCCAACUCACCAUGCCCCACACCAUGCCCCACCAGCCCCCACUACCAGUGCCCCCACCAGACCCCCACCAUGCCCCCACCAGGACCCCCACCAUGCCCCCACCAGACCCCAACCAGACCCCCACCAUGCCCCCCACUACCAUGCCCCCACUACAUGCCCCCAACAUGCCCCCACCAUGCUCCCCACUAUGCCCCACCAGACCCCCCCAUGCCCCCACCACCAUGCCCCACACCAUGCCCCAUCAGAGUAGGUGA